This is a messenger RNA of Nilaparvata lugens (brown planthopper), 913 nucleotides long. Its product is annotated as probable E3 ubiquitin-protein ligase HERC1. The record is from RefSeq and is a predicted model, not a curated record. Gene Ontology annotation, molecular function: protein binding. Lineage: Eukaryota; Metazoa; Arthropoda; Insecta; Hemiptera; Delphacidae. The coding region runs from base 14 to 913 and encodes 299 amino acids. The transcript is spliced from 5 exons.
UGGCCACACCGUCAUGACGUCAUCGCCCUCCUCCAUGAUGACUCCAUCACUGGACCCGCUCUCCAGCUGCCUUUCCCCCUCCACCACCAACAGCCUCAGCUGUUUGGCCAGCUGUUUGACAGCUGUCGCCAGCUGUGAUGACAACGCCUCUCAGCUGGUCGUUCUCAUGUGUGCCAAUGAGCUAAUGAAAGUGGCUAUCGCUUCAAACACACCGCCGUCGACCUUCGCAGUCACCCAGUCGCUAGUGUCGCUGCUCACUAGAAACGGCGGAACUUCGCUGACGUCAUCAGCAGGUGAGGAGGAGAAGGAGGAGGCGGUUGGGGCUUCCCCCGCUCUACCGCCAUCACCGCAGAGUCCACUGGAGGCGAAAAUCAGUCCACUGCUGUUGGCGAAUGCUCUGGCUGCGUGUGUCCUGUCCAAUCGACUCGAAAGCAAGCAUCGACAAUGGGCCACCCAACAACUGCUGAAAUGUCUGUCUUCGAAGUCGCCGCUUCCCUCUCUACAUGCGAUGGAUUCUUUGAAUAUGGCUGACCUGACUUCGGUAAUGGACAGUUCGACAUUAGCUCUGUUCCAAGGUCACGAGGAUAGAGUCGCUUGUUUGGCGUGGCAGUCCGAGCAAGGUGUACUGGCCUCCAGUGGCUGCGACAGUACGGUUCGAAUCUGGUCGCUGAGCAAAUGGAGUCUAGAGCAGACCCUUGUGUUUCGUCUUUCGGAAAAUGUCUAUGGCAGUCAACUGAACGGUCAGCUCAUCGAUCAUCUGGGAUGGUCGCCCUCUAAGAAGUUCAUUGCUGCUUCUAUGAAUAACACCAUCAACAUCUGGUAUUUGCCAGAGAUCAGCCUGGUUGGUGUUGGCAGUGAGUACUUGCUGGAGUCGCAGGCAGGGCUCAGAUCACGUGUCUCUGCUGGCCGGUGA